Molecule: messenger RNA, 1260 nt
Organism: Fragaria vesca subsp. vesca
Lineage: Eukaryota; Viridiplantae; Streptophyta; Magnoliopsida; Rosales; Rosaceae
Exons: 4
Coding region: 1-1260 (419 amino acids)
Source: RefSeq, a predicted model, not a curated record
AUGCCGAAAGCAGGCUACACAGUUCAUCCUCAAAAGAAGACAAAAGUGUUUCAGUUGUUUGGAAACGUUAAGUAUCCUCACGGGUAUGCAGGGAAUAUCGCUCGAUGUAUUAAGAUGGGGGAAAAUAAGAUUAGUGGGUUGAAGACUCAUGACUGUCAUGUUUUGCUGCAACGUCUUCUUCCCGUGGUCAUUAGACCGUAUUUGCAGAGUGAUGUGGUUGACACGUUAGUGGCUUUGUCAAAUUUCUUUCAGAGGAUAUGCGCUAAAGAGCUUAAAAAGUCUGAUGUUCGGUCAUUGCAAGAAGACAUUGUGUACAUCAUGUGCAAGCUGGAGAUGAUUUUUCCCCCCACUUUCUUUGACAUCAUGAUCCACCUUCCCGAACAAGUGUUGCUUACUGGUCCGGUACAGUAUACCUGGUGCUAUCCAAAUGAGAGCGCAUAUCUCAAUGAUGAAGACACAGUGGGGGAAUCAUCUGGAGUGGGUAGUAGCCGGCAAUUCAAUCUAUCAGUUGUUUCCAACGAUGUUGAACCGUACGGCAGGUUAAGUAAUUCUGAAAGAAUAAGUAAUGAUGAGAUCAAAGAGGCUCAUUGGUGUGUCCUUCAACAUUGCGAAGAAGCCGAGCGAUACUUCAAGUCCCAUUUGGAAAGGCAGUAUGGUAACGAAGUCAUACACAAGAGAGAUUUUCCUGAUUACUUCCCUAUUUGGAUGAUGCAAAUUCAACAGGAGUUUCCUGCUUCUUACGACCUGGAGUUGCACUUAUUGGCUGGAGGACCCCCAAAGCCACAGAAACGAGAUGAAGGCCAUGUCACCCAAAACAAUGGAGUCAUGGUUGAGGGUCUGGGUUACAACUACUACGGGGUUCUUAUCAGUGUCAUCAAACUAAUCUACGGCAACCGUAUGCCAGUCGUGUUGUUCAAGUGCAAAUGGUUCAAUACUGACUCAACUAGACAGAGGAGUACAAUUCUGGAUCGUGGCAUGUUAUCAGUGGACUCAAACAGUGUAUGGUAUGAGAAUGAGCAGUUUAUUCUUGCCACCAUGACGCAACAAGUGUUUUAUCUUGAUGAUCCGGCUAUGGGUGAGGGUUGGAAAGUGGUGCAGGUGAUGUCACAUAGGAAUAUUUGGAGUGUAGCUACACUGGGAGGGGAGGAUGAUGAGAGUGGGCCUAGUGAACCAAUAACAACUGAUCAACCGAAUGAACCAUAUCAAGAGGAUUCUCCACAUGUAGUCCCUGAUACUGAGGAUAUUCGUGUCAACAACUAA